Molecule: messenger RNA, 1680 nt
Organism: Eutrema salsugineum
Lineage: Eukaryota; Viridiplantae; Streptophyta; Magnoliopsida; Brassicales; Brassicaceae
Product: actin-7
Exons: 5
Coding region: 166-1299 (377 amino acids)
Source: RefSeq, a predicted model, not a curated record
GAGUGAAAUGAAGGGAAAAUCCUACCUAUAUAUUCGCACAUAUACUCUCGUUUCACUUUCCUUACUAGCUGCUGGCCGCUGUUUGUUUCUGCUUCAUUUCUCUCUCUCUAUCGCUGCUUCUCGAAUCGUCUUCUCUUCUGUAUCAUCUUCUUCUUUAAGUGAAAGAUGGCCGACGGUGAGGACAUUCAGCCCCUUGUCUGUGACAAUGGAACCGGAAUGGUGAAGGCUGGUUUUGCUGGUGACGACGCCCCAAGAGCGGUGUUCCCAAGUAUUGUUGGUCGUCCCAGGCACACUGGUGUCAUGGUUGGGAUGGGGCAGAAAGAUGCUUACGUUGGUGAUGAAGCUCAGUCCAAAAGAGGUAUUCUUACUCUCAAGUAUCCAAUCGAGCAUGGUAUCGUAAGCAACUGGGAUGACAUGGAGAAGAUCUGGCAUCACACUUUCUACAACGAGCUCCGUGUAGCCCCUGAGGAGCACCCGGUUCUUCUCACAGAGGCGCCUCUUAACCCUAAAGCCAACAGGGAAAAGAUGACUCAGAUCAUGUUCGAGACAUUCAAUGUCCCUGCCAUGUAUGUUGCCAUUCAGGCCGUUCUUUCUCUCUACGCCAGUGGUCGUACUACCGGUAUUGUGCUUGACUCUGGUGAUGGUGUGUCUCACACCGUGCCAAUCUACGAGGGAUAUGCUCUUCCACAUGCUAUCCUCCGUCUCGAUCUUGCGGGUCGGGAUCUCACAGAUUCUCUAAUGAAGAUUCUCACUGAGAGAGGUUACAUGUUCACCACAACCGCGGAGCGAGAAAUUGUCCGUGACAUAAAAGAGAAGCUUGCUUACGUCGCUCUUGACUACGAGCAAGAGCUUGAGACAGCUAAGAGCAGUUCCUCAGUGGAGAAGAACUACGAGCUGCCUGAUGGACAAGUCAUCACCAUCGGAGCUGAAAGAUUCCGUUGCCCUGAGGUUCUUUUCCAGCCAUCGCUCAUCGGAAUGGAAGCUCCUGGAAUCCACGAAACAACUUACAACUCCAUCAUGAAAUGUGAUGUCGAUAUCAGGAAGGAUCUCUAUGGAAACAUCGUCCUCAGUGGUGGUUCAACCAUGUUCCCUGGAAUCGCUGACCGUAUGAGCAAAGAGAUCACCGCACUCGCACCUAGCAGCAUGAAGAUCAAGGUGGUUGCACCUCCUGAGAGAAAAUACAGUGUCUGGAUCGGAGGAUCUAUCCUUGCAUCCCUCAGCACUUUCCAACAGAUGUGGAUCUCGAAGGGAGAGUACGAUGAGUCGGGUCCAUCGAUUGUCCACAGGAAAUGCUUCUAAGGUUCUUCUCUUGUUCGUGGUGGUGAGUUUGUUACCAAUCUAUUUCCCUAGUUGAGAUGGGAAUUGAAACUAUCUGUUGUUAUGUGGUUGUUUUUUUCUCUUUUUUUGGGUCUCUUUAGAACCUUUUGGAUGUCUCAAGAGUCUCUGUGUACUUUAGUCUUAUCUCUGUUUCUUAUUUCUUCUCUUUAGGAUGCUUGUGAUGAUGCUGGUUUUUUUUGUCCUUAUUAAGCAAAAAAAAUAUCAUAUUAUAUUUGGUCGUUGCUUCGUUUUUGGGUUUUUUUCCCUAUAAAUAUUGUUUGGAUGUCAAUUUUCUUUUUCCCCGUUUGGGAACAAUAUUCAAUUUGUAUGGGGGCAAUUUUUUAAGUAUCAGAUUGCAAUGAA